CAAGAUGGCGCCCAAAGCAAAAUAAAGAAAAUACGAGAAGAGAAAGAAAACACCGAAAUACUGGAUUCAAAAGAACUUUCAUCAAUCAUAGAUAAUCUAACAGAAUGAGUGGCGCAGAGGUGAUUCAAGCCAGAAGAACGGAAUCAUUGGAUGCUCCUGAGAUACUGAAGCUCGUCAGUGGAGGAACUGAGAAGCUAUUCGGUCGAGUUAAUGUUGUAAAUAUAAUAGAGAAAGCUAACUUGGCAGUCACUCUGGUCAAUGCAAAAAAUGAUGUGAUAGCAUUUGCAGCAUUCUUUGAUUAUCCCAACAUACCUUCUAUAAACCAGGCAAAAUGGGAGGAGUGGCUGAAAGAAAAAUAUGACUGUACAAAGGCCAAUGCACUUAACAGUCUAUUCCUGAACUUCUUUGUUGCUAAACCAGACUUUGCAUUAGGAUGUGCAUCAGAAAUCAUAAGAACAGUUUUCAAUGCUGUCCCAUUUCUGCAUUAUCUAUUUCUUGUUAUGCCAAGAGGAGCUGAUUGUGGGCCAGGAUUGUUUGAAAUCUUUAACUCAAUGAGAUACAAUCCAGAUUUCAAAGGCAACUUGAAUUUUGAGGUUAAGAUAUGCCACCGCCAUGAACACUGCCCUAAACUACACAUUCGACAUGCCAGAGUGGAAGACCACGAUGACUUGAUGCCAACAUUCAACAGACAGAACGAUGUGUUGACCUCAAUGUAUGGUAACUUUUUCUUAGCUGAGAUGAUUGAGGCACAGGAUGAAGAUAACAGAUGUCUAGUUGCUGAUGUGGAUGGUACAGCUGUUGGAUUCAUGAGUGUUUGUUCUCAAGUUGAUUGUCAGAUAUUAAACAGAUGUUUUGACCUUGGACCAUUUAAUGGUCUAAAGAAGUUAGUGGAUGGAGAUGAUACUGGAUCAAUGAAUGAAGAAAUGGUGAAGGAAGAAAAAGUUGUGAAAGAUAUUCCUGAACAAAAAGAAGAAAGAAAAUCAUCAACAGAUAGUGGGAAGUCAUCAAAGGAAACCAAAGACGAUGAGAUUCUUGAGGAAGAAGAAUCUCAAUCAUUUGUUCCUAAACUAAGUGAUGAACACAUGAGACAAGGUUAUGAUUCAGAGAGUGACAGCGAUUCUGCCAGAAAGACAUCAGUGUAUCAAGGAAUUGAAAGUGCUUUUUGUAUUCAACUGUUCUGCAUUGAUGAAAAAUAUGAAAUGAGAUCUCUAGACUUCCUACCUGCAGCUUUUGCUCAGUUUCCUGAUAGAGAUUAUUGUAUACUAACCAUGCCACACCUUGUUUCGGAGUUUCCUCUUCUACAAUCCUUCACGAGAGUGACUCCAAAAAGACACAGCACCCUUUCACAGGAACUGUAUGUCUAUCAUCGCUGGGGUCUCAUAGAAUCAUUUAGCGUUAAGCCUUGUACAACUUCAGACACUGAUGGCAUCAAAAAUGUAGUGAAGAGUCUGAAAGGAUCUAACAGAAUAAUGACUGACAUCGAACAGUACAUCGCAUCACGUAGAGAUCAUGAUGGGACACAACUACAAGCCUUUGUCGCCGAGUCGAUGGGUCAAAUAGUGGGCGUGGCAAUCCUCAGACGAGAAGAGGAUAUAGAGUAUAUUCGUUCGCACUACAGCAUCGAAGACUUUGUGUACUUCAAUCAUCACCAGCGUGAAGAACAUGCUCACUUACAUCACUUUGUACUCAACCCUAUAUUCCAGCAGUACUCCAAACACUUCCUCAAGGAAGUGCUACGACUGUCUCACAAGUCUUGUCUCUAUUAUCCAAUCUUUCCUCGAUAUUCAACUUUAGAGGGUAUAAAGCCUCACUCCACAGUGACUGCGCUGAAUGAUUUGGUCACCAUAAAGGCACGCCGUCAAAUCAUAUACCCAGUUGAACAGUUAGGAGGCAAUGCUCCGUCAGACCGGAUCCUACAACCAAAGGAACCAUUUGCUUUGAAUCACCUGAACAGAAAACUAACCCUAGAGCCAAAGGUUGCCAUCAACGCUCGUAUUGUGGUAGUCGGUGCUUCAGAUGUUGGCAUCUCAUUCCUAGAAACAUUCGUGUUUUGUCCACAUUUGAGGUUUAACAACCUUACGCUCAUCACCCCCCAAGGGCUUCCUGGCCAGUCUGCACCAGAUCCCCAGGUCAAUCAGUUUCUUCCUUCAAGUUUGUGUUUUACAGACGAUGACCACGCCCACAUGUCACUGAGAACUUGGAUUAAUGUUGUGAAGGAGAAAAUGACUCGCAUUGACAGAACCAAUAAAAUUGUGUACGUCACAAACGACCACAAGGUACCAUACGACUAUCUGGUCCUGUGCACGGGGCAACAGUUCCAAAUCCCGGUGCCAUCCGGUGCUGAUAUCAGUACCCUUGUGACCACCAGUGAGGUAGAGAGACCCCGUGAUACUGUCUAUCGAGGGACGUUGCCUGGCAACGUGUUUGCUAUCAACUCACUGCAAGAUUCUGCUCACAUUGUCAAGUGGCUAAAGGAUCAGUUUUUGGCUUCUGAUGGUAAAGCUGUAGUGUAUGGAUGGGCAAUGGAAGCUUAUACUACCAUCCAGGGAUUAUUAAGCCUGGGUGUCCCUGCCAGUAGAAUUGUAAUGGUACAACCACCUCCACCUAUCCCAUCAUGCUUUAAUAAUCUAGACAUCGAUGAAGCCAUCGAGAAUUCACUAAAGACUCUCGGAGUAGAGAUCCAUAUAGGGUUUACCUUAGCACAGUGGAACGACAGUAACCUGGAUGGACCCUUGACCUGUGCUACUUUUACAUCAGAUAAUAAACCUUUAAGGGUAGAAUGUCAGGCGUUUUUCUGCUUCCAAGAGAAAAGAGUAGAUUACCAGGCCUUCAAGGCUAUUAAUGACAGUUGUUUGGUAUUUGAUGGAAAACUUGUGGUGAACGCCAAUUUCCAUACCAAUGAUCCGUUCAUCAGAGCUGCAGGACCACUGACCAAGUAUCAGAGAAGRUACCACGCAGAAUCCUGGACCCACGCUAAUUAUAAUUCAAAAGAAAUCGGUUCUGAGCUUGCACAUUCCAUGCUAGUUCUCUUUGACCCAACACUGGAAGGUUUCUCUCCCGAGCCAGUCUCGAUGGAAGACGAUCAGCUGGUACCGAUAUACAAACAAGCUAAGAUGUACAGUGCUUUGCUGCCAGGUGGUUAUCACUAUCUUCACGUUGGUAAACCAGGCCUCAACUUACCACUGGAUUCGCUUAUGGUACAGCCUGAAUACGGUCGAGAAUUGGUGACAGGAAGUGCUAAACACGAUGAGUCCAGCCCAGGUUACUUCCGGUUACAUGUCAAUCAGUACAGAUCCAUUGAGACAAUCACCUGUCUGAGUAAACAACCCAUUGACACGAGUAAUCUGUUAUGCCUUUAUGGACUACACGAACGCUAUCUCAACAACCUGCUACAGCGCUUCGACGAAGAUCUCAUAACGAACUUCUAUAGCUUUUUCCGCGAAUCUUGGUGUCUGGCAAUAUUCCACGACAGAUUUAAUGAUUUCAGGGAAGAGGUUCGCGAGUUGCUCGUCAGUAAACCGGAACAGGAUGCGCACUCACUAGAAGAAAAAGUACGCAAAAUGAUUGAUGAAGAUCUUGUGCUUACCAAGGAACAGAGACGGAACCUAAGAGAUGCUUACAUCGCUUCUCCUGUACGAAAAGCCAUCGAACUGAGGCAACUAAGCUUCUUGUCCUACAAUUCUUAUCACUUACCCAUGUAUGUCAAACAGGGAGUGGUGUGAAAUAUUCAACCAAGUAUAAUGUAUUAUAGAUAAACUGUGUGUAAACUAACUAAUGAUAAUAAAAGAAUGGUUCUGAAGUA
This is a messenger RNA of Actinia tenebrosa (Australian red waratah sea anemone), 3802 nucleotides long. RefSeq names its product cilia- and flagella-associated protein 61. NCBI's taxonomy places the organism in Eukaryota, Metazoa, Cnidaria, Anthozoa, Actiniaria, Actiniidae. The record is from RefSeq and is a predicted model, not a curated record.